Molecule: messenger RNA, 591 nt
Organism: Necator americanus (New World hookworm)
Lineage: Eukaryota; Metazoa; Nematoda; Chromadorea; Rhabditida; Ancylostomatidae
Exons: 6
Coding region: 1-591 (196 amino acids)
Biological process (GO): positive regulation of sodium:proton antiporter activity
Cellular component (GO): plasma membrane
Molecular function (GO): calcium ion binding
Source: RefSeq, a predicted model, not a curated record
AUGGGUCAAGCCAAUUCACACCUGCCCGAACACCAACUCGAACAGCUCAGUAUCGAGAGUGGACUGUCACGCAGUGGUAUCGUAACGCUGUACAAGCGGUUUUUGUCGCUUGCGACACAUCGCGACAAGGCGACGAAUGAACACUUCCUCACCGAAGCAGAUUUCCAAAAUAUCGCCGAAUUACAACAGAAUCCGCUUGGACAACGUAUUAUCGACGCAUUUUUUGCAGACGCUGAGGUCGUUGAAAGAAGAAAAGUGUAUUUUCGGGAUUUUGUCAAGGUACUCAGCCAUUUCCGACCAAUCAAUAAAAAUAAACCACAUCCAUGGAAUAGCCGUGAAGCAAAGCUAAGAUUCGCUUUCACUAUGUAUGAUUUGAAUAAGAGUGGUACGAUCACAAAGGACGAGUUCAAAGAUAUUUUACAGAUGAUGAUCGGUGCGAAUGUUCCUGGUGAACAGGUGAAUUCAAUAGCUGAUCGUACAAUGCGAGAAGCGGACAAGGAUGGUGAUGGAUGCAUAACGUUUGCAGAAUUUUGCCAUGCAAUGGAAAAAACCGAUAUUGAGCAGAAAAUGUCGUUUCGUUUUCUGACGUAA